GCCCGCUCCUGGGGUCUCCUACCCAGAGGAUGACUUCCAUGGCAGAGUCAGAAACUAUAAAAGUACUGGAAGAGGAACCAAUGACAUCUAAGACUCAUGAUCAACAAUUGGAAUCAAAUCCCCACCCUGUGGAAGUGUGUAAACCGUCUACCUCAUUGGAGAUGACUGAAGGCGCUUCAAAGGGAAGAAUUCCCCUUGAUUCUAGCCCUAAAGCUGGGGGACAUUGUGAUCUGAACCUCCUGGAGGAACUCCAGUCUGGAUCCCUUCACUUGUCUCCCCAAAUCCUUCAUCAAGACAGGAGGCAGUCCUGGCGGCGAGCGAGUAUGAAAGGCACGAACCGACGGAAGUCUCUUCCUCCCUUCCAUCAGGGCAUCACAGAGCUCAGCAGAUCCAUCAGUGUCAACUUAACAGAAAGCAAACGGCUUGGUGUUCUCCUGCUCUCCAGUUUCCAGUUUUCUGCACAGAAACUUGAGCCUUUCUUAAAGGACACUAAGGACUUCAAUCUCGAAAGAUUCAGAGCCAAAGUAUCCUCUGUUUCUGAAGAAUUGAAACAUUUUAUAGACAGCUUGGAAAGUGAUGGGACUCUACAAAAAUGUUUUGAAGAUUCAGAAGGAAAAGUUCCAGAUUUGUCUCUUGAAGCAUCAGUGGCUGAGAUGAAGGAAUAUAUAACAAAAUUUUCUUUGGAACAACAGACUUGGGAUCAACUAUUAUUGCGUUAUCAGAAGGAAGCUAAAGAGAUAAUAUCCAGAUCAGCUGAAAACAAAAUGACUGAAGUUGAGGUAGAGCCUACAAUGUAUCUUGGGUCUUCCCAGAGUGAAGUCCUUAAUACAAAACCUGAUUACCAAAAAAUAUUGCAGAAUCAGAGUGAAAUUUUUGAUUGUGUGGAGUUGGUGAUGGAUGAACUGCAGGGAUCCAUGAAGCAGCUGCAUGCCUUUAUGGAUGAAAGCACUCAGUGCCUCCAGAAGCUGUCAGUACAGCUCGGGAAGAGAAGCACACAACAAUUAGAUUCCUCACCAGCUCGAAAAUUGCUCAAGCUUCAGCUAUAAAAACUCUUUGUGACACGUUGCCCUAGAUCUUAUUGGUCACCUCAUGCAUCUUUUCUGCAACUAGAUGUUUAGAGUCCAGGAAUGGGACUGGAAUGUCAUCCCUGUAGCAGUGAGCAGAUGAUUCCUGCCAUUACCUUAAGGAAUAACUGACUAAUUAUGGACUCCUUCAGUGUUUUUCUAAGAGUGAUGUAAUUUAUGCAUCGAAAAAAAUGUUGUAUAGACACUUUCCAAAAAUGUGCAAAAUACUUAAAACUGUUUUGGAAUAGCAUUCAGAUUUAUUUGCUUAUUCUUUUUAACAUCCAUCUUAGUCUCUGCUCUUCCAUCUUGAGGAUAUGAUUUCAGUCUAUGAAGACUAAAUCCUGUGAGAUAUUUUAGAAGUCAAACUAGUUUCCAAUUGUAAAGGGAUAAAACUGCUUUUCUUGGGGCCGGAGAGGCAGUCCAGCAGAUAAGGCUUUUGCCUUGCAUGCAAAAUCUGUAUUUAUCAGAUGCUUAUCAGUUGCUUAUCCUCAGCACCCCAUAUGGUCCCUUCAGCACUGCCAGGAGUAGUCCCCGAGCACAGAGCCAGGAGUCUGUCCUGAGUACUACUGAGUAUGGCCCAGAUACAGAAACAAAAACUGCUUUUCUAAUGUGACUCAGAAGGUGAUUUUAGGUAGAGAAGUUUGAGCAUUGUUUGUGUUAUGUUUAUACAUAUUUCAUUUAAAAUAUCCACACUGAAGGAAAUGCUACUACUCAUUUUCUGUGUUUUCCUACAUCCUCGAUUAUAGAAAGGGACUCCUUUCUUUGCUCUCUGUAUUUCUUAAUAGCCUGCAUUAUAAAAUUGCACAUGAUCAAAAGUUCUCCCUUGUAUUUUUGUAUAUCUUGAGUGUAUUAGAAAAAUUAAAAGACCAGUUU
Molecule: messenger RNA, 1937 nt
Organism: Sorex fumeus (smoky shrew)
Lineage: Eukaryota; Metazoa; Chordata; Mammalia; Eulipotyphla; Soricidae
Gene: DSN1
Product: DSN1 component of MIS12 kinetochore complex
Exons: 11
Coding region: 30-1046 (338 amino acids)
Biological process (GO): cell division; mitotic sister chromatid segregation
Cellular component (GO): MIS12/MIND type complex
Source: RefSeq, a predicted model, not a curated record